Messenger RNA from Melanotaenia boesemani (Boeseman's rainbowfish), 1407 nucleotides. RefSeq names its product interactor of HORMAD1 protein 1. The transcript has 8 exons. Gene Ontology annotation, biological process: homologous chromosome pairing at meiosis; DNA recombination; meiotic DNA double-strand break formation. The coding region runs from base 91 to 1407 and encodes 438 amino acids. The record is from RefSeq and is a predicted model, not a curated record. Lineage: Eukaryota; Metazoa; Chordata; Actinopteri; Atheriniformes; Melanotaeniidae. Gene Ontology annotation, cellular component: condensed nuclear chromosome.
ACGUCAUAGCAGGCAAAACGGCGGGAAUUUCAAAAACACUUGUUAGCUACCCGCUGUUUCUAAAAUCUCUGUCAUCUGAAAUUAAAUGCAAUGAAUCAUGUGAAGAACAUAAAAGAGAUGCUGAGCAUCUCAACUGGAAACAGCAGAAAUGUGGCUACCAAUGGCUGCUCCAGUUUGACAGAUUCUCAGCUUUUCUUUGGGUCUCAAUUUUGGAUUGAAAAUUCCCAGAGCACAUCUCAGGAAUUCAGUUUGUCAUCCAAAAACUCACAACAAAGUUCACAAGAGGGGAGUGAUUUAAAGUUUGUAAACAGUUACCACACUAAACCACUCCUGUUUGGAGACUAUAAGGACAAAACCAAAACUUCUGGUUUACUGGGGAAAUUUGAAGAGGACAAGGAAAAGGCUAAAGAAAAAAAUGACAGUGAUAUUUUAGCCAAAGAAUCACAAUUAAUCAGAAAAACCCUGAUCACUAUUAAGCAACUGGUCACCAGUGCUGAAGCAAAUACAGCUGUGUGCCAAACAGUCUUUGAAAAAAUGCACAAUAUUGCAGCAACAUUGGAAAACAAUUUAAAGGGUCUUCAGAAUGACAUUUCCCAGAAGUUUGAGACAUUGGUAGAUAAAGUAAACUCCCAGAAACAAGUGUUGACAGAGCUGGAGGAAAGGGUGCAGAAGAAUGGGGACACCACAGCAGAGUUUGACUCACACCUACAAAGCCUAAAAAGUAGUCUGGAGUGUCUGAGAGAAAAGCAGGAAAGAGAGAGACACAUUCUCGAAGAAGCUUUGAAGCUGCUCAACACUGUCGUCUCUGAGCAUUCAGCCAAAACCAACCCUGAGAGAGUGAUGGACAGUGCCAUCCAGACAUCACCAAAGCUGGAGCAGUUUGUGUCCAACACCCUGCAGGAUGACCAAGUUGAAGGCAACGAGCUUACAUGUGCAUCAAACAACCGUGACCACCAUCAGGCCAAAGCUUUUCCUCAGGAACACAAGCAUGCCCUUGGAAGAAAGAAAAUAACUCUGAGCAGGAGAAGCAAAAAGAGACCCCUGGUGCCCCCACAGAGGAGAAAGUACACAGUCUCAGAUGAAAAUAGUCAGCCUGCAAAUAACUGCAACAAACAGCAGAAACUUUUGACACCUCUUCGUGAGCGUUGCAAUCAGAACAAAUUGACAAACAAGCUCAACCUCAGCUCAGACAGUCUGAUGCAACUGGACAGAGGUAGCAGAUAUGGUGAAACUUCAGAAUGUUUUAUCAACCCUGUAAGCUACUUCUCUCCGUACAGCAGCAGCCCUGAGUGCCUCACAGAAAUCGAACCCAUCUUGGAGACACUGGCAGGCCAGUCAAACGUGGCGAGUCCAGUUAAACUGGGAGGCCUGUGGCAGCUGUUCGAUUCUGACUUAGGGGAUGAGUGA